Molecule: messenger RNA, 573 nt
Organism: Lachnellula hyalina
Lineage: Eukaryota; Fungi; Ascomycota; Leotiomycetes; Helotiales; Lachnaceae
Gene: Rer1
Product: Protein RER1
Exons: 4
Coding region: 1-573 (190 amino acids)
Biological process (GO): protein retention in ER lumen; retrograde vesicle-mediated transport, Golgi to endoplasmic reticulum
Cellular component (GO): Golgi membrane
Source: RefSeq, a predicted model, not a curated record
AUGGAUUCCAUUGAGCCUGAACAAACCCCUUUUGCGGCUGUGAGCGCGCAUACAUCGCGCAUUCAACGUCAAUACCAGGCAUGGCUAGAUAAAUCGACGCCGUUUGUACCUUUCAGAUGGCUUGGAACUGGCGGACUUUUAUUCGUCUUCUUCCUCCGGAUAUUCGUCGCGCAAGGAUGGUACAUUGUGGCAUACUCGCUAGGAAUCUACCUCCUAAAUCUCUUCCUCGCUUUCCUCCAACCCAAAUUCGACCCCUCAAAUGAGGCUGUAGACAAUGAGAUGGAAGACGGUGCGGCCGGUGGCCUGCCCACAAAACAAGACGAGGAAUUCCGUCCUUUCAUUCGCCGUCUUCCUGAAUUCAAGUUCUGGUAUUCGGCUACGAGAGCAAUUGCUAUUGGGUUUCUCUGCACUUGGUUCUCCAUCUUCGAUGUACCGGUUUUCUGGCCUGUGUUGGUGGUUUACUGGCUCAUUCUAUUUGCGCUGACCAUGAGGAGACAAAUCCAACAUAUGAUCAAGUACCGAUACGUACCGUUCUCAUUCGGUAAGGCGAAGUACAACAAGAACAGCAAUUGA